AUGUCUCAACAACUAUUGUCCUCCCCGAGUCCAAGAUCAACCUCCACAAGUAGUAGUAUUAGUUGUUCGUCAACAUUGUCAGGAUCGCUGAAACUUCGUAAAGGAGACACUCUUGUUGUACAGAUGGUGCAAGGUGUUGACCUUGUCGUUGCUGAUGCCAAUGGAAAGAGCGAUCCUUAUGUCAUUAUUGAUUUAAAACAACAAGCGAAAGAAUUCAAAUUUAAAAGCUAUCGUCAUCUAGUCGAGAUACCGAAUGAAAAAUGUCUUCCAGGAGGAUUAGUAAAUGGAUCGUAUCGAACGACCACACAACUUAAAACAUUAAAUCCAAAUUGGAAUGAUGAAUUUCAAUUUGAAUUAUUAAAUGAGAGAGAAGAUUUGACAUUGUAUUUUCAUGUCUAUGAUUGGGAUCGACUGACUUCUGACGAUCCACUUGGAGAUUGUAAACUUCAUCUUUCUAAAGAAGAUUUAUAUUUCGCAACAAGUAACCCAAGAGAUCAUUGGAUCCAUUUGCAACAUGUGAAAUCUGGUAAAAUUUUAGUUCGAAUUACCGUUCUUGAGGAUCCUCAUGGUCCAAAAUCUCUCCAUUUACUUUCCUACAAGUCUUUUAAAAGUAUGACCAAUUACUCUCGAUCCUCCUUUGAAAAUCAUUCCUCUUCUGAGAAUUCGGGUUGGAAGGAUUUGUAUGAAUUGAUGAACAAAGAUGGUCACGGAAGUGAUCACAUUCAUAUUCAUGUUCCCAUUGAUUGGGAAAUCGCCAAAUGUGAAGUUGGAACCGAUGAAUUUGAUUAUCGAGAACUUCAAAUGCAAUUAAGGCCUCCCAUAGAUCCCAAUUUAAAAUCCUCCAUUGUGCCACCCUCUGUAUUUAUAGUGGCUAAGAGUGGUGUCCCUAAACAUUCUAAUCAUUUCAAUUCUAAUGAAAGUAGUAGCAACACGAGUAGUCAACAAAUUCUCCUCAAAGAAGAAGAAUUUAUUUCAAAGAAUGUCAUUCAACUCAUCGAUGAAAAGAAACAAAAAACUCCCUUAGAACUCAUCAACAAUGGAAUGGUCAUGUCUAUUCAUGAUAAGAAGCAAAUCAAAUGUUGGAGGUAUCAAUAUGAAAGACCAAGAAAGACAAAGAAAAAGGAAACGUCGAUCGAUGAAAUGAUUUUCAACCAAAUUGAAAAUGAAUACUCGAAAACACUUCAUGUUGUGUAUUGCUUUACCUACAAGAAACAUUUAUUUUGUGUGAGACUGGAAAGCAAUACAGAGCAUUCCAAUAGCAGAAAUGACAGCUUGAUUGAUGAGGUGAAAAAGAUGAUUCGAAGAAUUGAAAUUGAUGACCAAGAUGACGAUCAUGAGGAUGUUGAGAUUAUCAAUCAAUAA
Molecule: messenger RNA, 1362 nt
Organism: Naegleria fowleri
Lineage: Eukaryota; Heterolobosea; Eutetramitea; Acrasida; Naegleriidae
Exons: 4
Coding region: 1-1362 (453 amino acids)
Source: RefSeq, a predicted model, not a curated record